Molecule: messenger RNA, 198 nt
Organism: Aspergillus pseudotamarii
Lineage: Eukaryota; Fungi; Ascomycota; Eurotiomycetes; Eurotiales; Aspergillaceae
Product: NEDD8 family protein RUB1
Exons: 2
Coding region: 1-198 (65 amino acids)
Biological process (GO): modification-dependent protein catabolic process; protein neddylation; regulation of proteolysis
Cellular component (GO): cytoplasm; nucleus
Molecular function (GO): protein tag activity; ubiquitin protein ligase binding
Source: RefSeq, a predicted model, not a curated record
AUGGUCACUAAGUUCACACAGGUAUCCCGGAUAAAGGAGCGUGUUGAGGAGAAGGAGGGUAUCCCGCCUGUUCAGCAACGAUUGAUCUUUGGUGGAAAACAGAUGGCCGAUGAUAAAACUGCGUCAGAAUACAAUCUCGAAGGUGGUGCGACACUACACCUCGUUCUCGCUCUCCGUGGUGGAUCUCUGACCUUGUAA